Messenger RNA from Echinostoma caproni, 462 nucleotides. NCBI's taxonomy places the organism in Eukaryota, Metazoa, Platyhelminthes, Trematoda, Plagiorchiida, Echinostomatidae. The record is from the annotation of a GenBank genome assembly.
AUAGAAGAGAAAUCUCAAACUCAACCGCAAGUUAACGUAUCCGUCGCAGAUCUGAUUUCCGAACGUGACCAGGCAGUGGAAGAGGUAGCCACCAUUGAAAAAGCUUUCGGAGAUUUACAUCGACGGUUUGAAAAAUCCAAACAAGUGAUCGAAAGCUUCAAACAAAAUGAGGAAGCACUAAAGCACAGUAUAGAGGAAUACAAAAAUUUGCUUCAACGACAGGAGAACAAAUAUUUAGCCCUGAAGAAGCUGGCCGAAGACAAAUUGCUCAAGGCCGCCCAGGAUGCCGAGGCUCAAAGGCAAGAAUUCGAGUCAAACGCCACUCGACUGCAAGCCGCGCUUCGAAUUGCUGAACUGCAAACAAAGAGUUUGGAAACUCAGCUAGCACAAAAGACCCGCGAGAAUGUGGAGUUGACCAAAAUUUGUGACGAAUUGCUGAGCAAGUAUGGUGGUUUGACUUGA